GAUUGCAUUGUGGAUUAUAAAAUGCCCAUUUCCCACAAAAAACAGCUGCUGGCUAGAUGGACAGCAUUUAAUAAUAAUCACAGAGGAGCUUGAAAGGCCUGGGGUGGGGAAGUUGAGGCAGGGGGGAACUGGGAGAAGGAAGGGAGAUAGGCAAUGUGUUUACUUAUCAGGCACCAGAGUUGGAAGAUGGGGGAGAGUGAAGCGUCCCACAUUCAAUGCAGCAUGCAGAUUAAACAGAAGCAACUGUAGAAACCUCCAAAAAGAUGGAACUUCAGAAAAUCCUCCCUUGGCGCCGUGCUUUCUUGGCUGUGUUACUGAACUUGCUCGCCCUUAGCCUGUCUACUACAGCCUUACUGGGUAGCUAUUGGUGCGUUGGAACCCAGAAGGUUCCCAAACCUUUAUGUGGGAAGACAAAGACCACCAAGUGCAUUGGUGUCCCCAUGCCUCCUGAAGUCUUGGCUGGCAAUGUAUCAUUUCUGCCUCAGGAUGUGGUGCACUAUAGCUGGGAGACGGGUGAUGAUCGGUUUGCCUUCCGUUACUUUCACACAGGAUUAUGGCUUUCAUGUGAAGAGAACAUAGAAGGCUCAGAUGACAAGUGUCGCAGUUUCAUUGAACUUUCCCCUCCAGCAGAAAGAGGCAUCCUUUGGCUGUCUCUUGGAUCAGAGAUAGUGUACAUAUGCUUACUGGUGAUUAGCUUCAUCCUUCUGCUUCUGGACAUGUUAUACACUGGAAACCCAGUUUGUGGAAUGAAACUCAACGCCUUUGCUGCCGUCUCCUCUGUAUUGUCAGGCCUCCUUGGGAUGGUGGCUCACAUGAUGUACAGUCAAGUUUUCCAGGCAACUGUUAACCUGGGACCGGAAGACUGGAGACCACAUUCGUGGGACUAUGGAUGGGCUUUCUACAUGGCCUGGGCUUCCUUUACUUGCUGCAUGGCUUCUGCAGUUACAACCCUGAACUCAUAUACCAAGACAGUGCUGGCGUUCAAGCGCAACCUUGAGAAAGCCUGUGAAGGGACCUUCCCAACAGACCAGUCUCAACCCCGCCAGUGCUUCAUGCCACCUCAAUACCAACACCACAGAGAACAAAGUAGUAGCUUCUACCAGCAGCGAGAAAAAUCUCUCCACUCUAUUUCUGAGGGUGUUGAUUUUUACUCCGAACUGCAGCAGAAGAUGCUACAGAGGGAACCUGACUUGGAGCUGAAUGAGGUCCUUGCAAAGUCAGUUCAAGAAGAUCCAUGUUAGGACUGACAGGAAAAGCCCACCAGGACAGUGGAAAAGAAACAGAUUUCUAAAUCAAAAAUUUUGUGACCCGUGAAGUCCUGGUUUUUUCUGUUUACUCAGCCAGAGAAUUGGAGUUGGCAGAAGUCAUCCAGUCACUUCCAUUGUUAUAUAUGGUCAUAAGAACACAGGAAAAUGAUUUAUUCUUUGUAAAUAACAAAAUGCCCAGGAUUCGUGACAUUUACUGAGAAUUCAUCUAACUUCACCCUAUACUUCAUUCAAGUGGGCAAAGCACAUGAAAAUUGAAAGCUCUAGGUGACAUCAACGUGUGUGCUCCUGGUUUGUUGUUGCCAAGGGAGGACAGGUUUCUUACCUGUAAUUGUUUUCUUUUUUAGUGCUUGUCUGUGAACUCACACAUUUGGUUCACCAGAGAAGUGCAUCAUUCAGAUCUUUCUAGAGAUAUUACACAAGUGCUUUUGGUGGUUUCUCUCCCCUCACCUGCAUGUCAUACUAGUGCACUUCCUGUCUAAAACCUUCAGUUCCAUAGCCACAAAAGCAAAAGCCAAAGAUAUAAGAAGAAGACAGGACAGGGUAAGGGGAUGGAGGUGAUACUGUGUGACUUAAUAGAUGAUCACUUGAAGAAUUAGUCACAGGAAAUCAACUUGUCCUUCUUUUCCACGAAACACACAGCUACUCACUAUAGAGGUAGGAAUAUCAUGUCACACAGAAAAAGAGACCUGCCUCCCAUAUACAAUCAAUAUCUGGGACCUUAAGCCAAGUUUAUAAUGAGAUAUAGUGAAUCUAGACCAGAUAGCAGCUCUAUAGAUGUCACAUGGAGGAACCCCUUCCAGAAAUGCAGUAUAUGCAGUAACAGCUUGGGUUGAGCAGCUUCUUCCUUGGGCAGGUGGCUAUUUGUUUGCUAGAUCAUAAGCCAGAUGAAUACUUCCAGCAACUCAACUGCAAAGGAGUUGUGUAGAAACAGGCAACCCCUUCUUUGUAGAUGAGUAACAUAGGAAGACUCUUUGGGACUGACAAACUGAAGAAGUACAAUCAGUGUAAAAAACCAAUGUUCUGCUUCCAUCUAGGCAAUGUACAGAACUCACCAAGCCAGCAGUAGGAUUCUGAAAGAAUAAUGUCCUGACUUGGAUAGUAGGCAGAUACAGCUUUUCGCAAAAUUGAAGUAUCUGGUCUCAUGAUUACAUUAUCUUAUGGAAGCAAAUAUAAGGUUGGUUCAUCCUCUGAGAAUGGCUCAUUUGGUAGAGAUAACUGCCACUAGAAAGACUGUUUUCCAGGUAAGCAGUCUUAGGCCAUGGAUUCCAGGAAUUUCCUGGACUGUCAAGAAAAAAACCAGUUCUAAGCUCCAGUGGGUGCCUGGGCCUAGCUCAAAAGGACAAAUUUUUAUAACCUUUCAAGAAUGUCUUGACCAGUGGAUUCAAGAAGUGGGAGGAUUUGUCAAGGCAUUGAAAACAUAGCUCCCAUGAUAAAGGAAAAGGACAAACCUCUGAACAAGAAGACCAAAAAGUCCAAAGUAUGGGCAAUAGCCACUUCAUUUGGAGAGACCUCUUUAAGAACAAGGAAUUCGGGACACUUUUGCCAUUUGUAAUGUAUGAGCACUGAGUUGAUGUCUUCUGAGCUGCAGCAAUAACUGAUUCAGGCCCCUUCCAAACUGCCCCUAUAUCCCAGGUUCUGAUUCUAGAUUAACUUCUUAUUCCAGAUUAUCUGGGAGAUUCAUAUUAUCCAGUUUAAAUUAGUUAAUCUGGGAUCAGAUCCUCGAAUACAAGGCAGUGUAGAUGGGGCCUUAGACAAAGGAAUCAGAGAAAGAUCUUCCAAGUCUUGGGCUUAAUUGUUGAAGAUCUGGAUGCCCACUGCUGUUGUGGAUGGUUAAUAGAUCUGGAUGCAGUGGAAGCUUAUGAUACUGACUUCUGGAAAGAUGCUGAAACGAAACUGCCUGGGCAACCACACAGGAUAUAUAUGGACUUGUCCUGUUGAAUCUUUGUUAUUACUGCCAUGAGAGCCCAUCUCUGUGGGUUCAUGAACAGAAGAUUUCGCAUUGCUUGUUCUGAAGUUACACAAACAAGUUGAUGGUCAGUGCAGCCCAAUUCUGAAACAGCCCAAUUUCAGUCAUGACAGCACACAAGUGCUCAGCUCAAAGCAUCUGUUAGAGCAUCUGCUCCCCUGAAAAGUGGAUGAAGGUCACAUAGGAUGCACCAAUCCCACAACUUUAUUGCAAGGUGGGGGAAUCUAAUCAGACACCUCCUUGUGUGUUCAGGUAGAGGAUCACGGUGGUGUUGUCUGAAACUAUUUGAAAAACUUUGUCAUAGAAAUUGCUUAAAAGAUUGAAAGAUUUUUAGAACAUCCAAGAGCUUGAGGACAUUGAUGCAGAGGGCUCUUUCAUCUUGUGACCAAUAACUCCUAACCAUGAGACCUGCGGAAUGAGUCCCCAUGCUUUGGAGAAUGCAACAGAAGUGACCAUUACCAAGGCCUAGGGAAAUGAACAGAGCUACUGCCAACAUGCAUUUGUGUGAGCCACACUGCAUCUGAUUUAUGUGAGUUAAAGACUAUGCAGAAUCCAGAAUUUCUAGCCCAGCAAGAAGCUCUGAUUUAUUCUCGUUUUAUGACCCUGGUAUGUUGGAAACAACAAACAAGGAGUUCAGGUUCAACUCUCACACAAAUCUUUUUCUGUGAUAUUUAUUUAGACAUUUUGUGUGAAGUAGGAGUGAAAAUGCUGUGUGUGCCAGUAAACCAAGAGAAGCCAAGCACUCUGGUUUUCUGCAAAUACAGCCAUUGAAUCAGAUCACUGUGCUAUUUAAUUCAAUAUUGUAUAUACAUACUGAUAGCAUCUCAAAAGCUUUCCUCCUAUUAUAAAUAGAGGCGGGGUAGCCCAUAAUUAUUCAAUUUGAUAGGUUUAACCUUCCAUCUCCCCAUCAUAUGCCAUGGUCCCAACCUUAUCCAGAGCUAGCUAUUUAAUUUAAACUUAUAUAUACUAUAUCAGACAACAAGGGCUAAAAGUAUUUGGUUUGACCCUCUAAACAGCUCUAACAAAUCCCCACUGCAUGGCAGAAAUGGUAGAUAUUAAAAAGCAUAGAACAGAGUGAAGUCACUUCACAUGAUGCAAAGAUUAUAAUGUGCAUAGGAGGUGAAUUGAUCGGAGUUGCUAUUGGGUUUUCUUCAUCAGAGAAAUAUAUUAGAUGGGAGGGAAGAAAGAUUAUAUCUUGAUGCCAAAAUGGAAUUAAAUAGACAUUCCUGCUUCCGAUUCGGAAAUGUUCACUUUGACUACUUUGAUUUGUUCAAACAUCAAUGGGACCUGAAUAAAGCAUACACAUUUUUAAUAAAA
This is a messenger RNA of Anolis sagrei ordinatus, 4551 nucleotides long. It is a transcript of the gene GSG1, whose product is annotated as germ cell associated 1. The record is from RefSeq and is a predicted model, not a curated record. NCBI's taxonomy places the organism in Eukaryota, Metazoa, Chordata, Lepidosauria, Squamata, Anolidae. Gene Ontology annotation, cellular component: plasma membrane.